Messenger RNA from Brassica oleracea var. oleracea, 3663 nucleotides. RefSeq names its product CHD3-type chromatin-remodeling factor PICKLE. The transcript is spliced from 28 exons. The record is from RefSeq and is a predicted model, not a curated record. Gene Ontology annotation, biological process: negative regulation of transcription by RNA polymerase II; chromatin remodeling. Gene Ontology annotation, cellular component: chromatin; nucleus. Bases 1 to 3663 code for a protein of 1220 amino acids. Gene Ontology annotation, molecular function: histone binding; ATP-dependent chromatin remodeler activity; ATP hydrolysis activity. Lineage: Eukaryota; Viridiplantae; Streptophyta; Magnoliopsida; Brassicales; Brassicaceae.
AUGACUAGCUUGGCUGGUAGUAGGCUACGUAAACGGCCAGACCGUAGACCAUUGUACACCGUAGAUGAUUCCGAUGACGACGAUGACUUUGUUCAAAACAAGGAUCAGACGACUGAAGUAGUUGAAGGAACUGUCGGAAGAGAAGCGGUUACUCCUCUUACCGAGAUGGAAAAGAUUUUGGACUGCCAAAUGCGUCCUACGACAUCUAACGAUCCAGAUUCAUCAGAUAUUGCUGCACCAAAGCAAGAUGUUGUGAAACAAUAUCUUGUGAAGUGGAAGGGGUUAUCGUACCUACACUGCUCUUGGGUGGCCGAGGAAGAGUUCCAGAAGGCUUACAAGUUUAUUCGUCGGUUAAGAUCCAGGGUGAUCAAAUUUCAUUCUACAAUGGAGUCAAUGAGUAACAGUGGAGAUGAUUUUGUAGCCAUUCAUCCAGAGUGGACUAUUGUUGACCGGAUUAUAGAUUGCCGGGGAGAAAGUGAGGAGAAGGAGUAUCUGGUGAAGUUCAAAGAACUUUCUUAUGAUGAAUGUUAUUGGGAAUCUGAAUCAGACAUCUCAACCUUUCAAAACGAAAUCCAAAGGUUCAAGGAUAUAAACUCUGGUCAUCGCAGAGAUAAAUAUGUUGACCAUGAGAGAAAUCAUGAAGAUUUCAAACAGUUCGAUCAUACUCCUGAGUUUAUUACAGGCUCAUUGCAUCCGUACCAGCUUGAAGGGAUUAACUUUUUGCGGUUUACAUGGUCAAACCGAACUCAUGUAAUCCUCGCCGAUGAGAUGGGGCUAGGUAAAACAAUUCAAAGCAUUGCCUUUUUAGCUUCUCUUUUUGAGGAAAACUUGGCUCCAUAUUUGGUAGUUGCUCCCCUUUCCACUCUGAGAAACUGGGAGAGAGAAUUCGCCACCUGGGCACCACAUAUGAAUGUGGUUAUGUACGGUGGUACUUCUCAAGCUCGUACUGUUGUUAGAGAUCAUGAGUUUUACUUUCCAAAAGGUCAUAACAAGAUGAUUGGAAUCAGUGGAGAAAGUAGGCAGGACAGGAUUAAGUUUGAUGUCAUCCUCACGUCUUAUGAGAUGAUCAACGUAGACACAGAAGUCCUAAAACCAAUCAAGUGGAAGUGCAUGAUUGUUGAUGAAGGCCAUCGGUUGAAAAACAAAAACUCAAAGUUGUUCAAUUCGCUGAAGCAGUAUACGAGUGAGCAUCGCAUUCUUCUGACAGGAACACCACUUCAGAACAACUUGGAUGAGCUUUUCGUGCUCAUGCAUUUUCUUGAUGCGGAGAAGUUUGGAAGUUUGGAGGAGUUUCAGGAGCAGUUCAAAGACAUAGAUCAAGAGGAGCAGAUAUCAAGGCUCCACAAAAUGCUGGCUCCCCAUCUGCUCAGAAGGGUAAAGAAAGACGUGCUGAAGGACAUGCCCUCUAAGAAGGAACUCAUCUUGCGGGUUGAUCUGAGCAGCAAGCAGAAAAUAAUUUACAAAGCUAUUAUGACCCGGAACUAUAAAAUAUUAGCAAAAAGAGGUGCUAAGAUAUCGAAUGUGCUCAUGGAAUUGCGGAAAGCUUGCUUACAUCCCUACAUGGUGGAAGGUGUUGAGUCCCAGAUUAAAGAUGCAAACGAAGCUUUGAAAGAGCUCCUGGAAUCCUCUGGAAAAUUGCAACUUCUAGACCAAAUGAUGGUCAAGCUUAAAGAGCAAGGACACAGAGUUCUGAUUUACUCACAAUUUCAGCACAUGUUGGACCUACUUGAAGACUACUGUGCUUACAAGAAGUGGUUCUAUGAAAGGAUUGAUGGAAAGGUUAAUGGAGCUGAGAGGCAAGCACGGAUUGAUCGCUUUAAUGCCAAAAAUUCGAACCGGUUCUGUUUUCUGCUUUCUACAAGAGCUGGCGGUGUAGGGAUAAACCUUGCAACUGCUGAUACUGUCUUCAUUUAUGACAGUGAUUGGAACCCUUAUGCGGAUCUUCAGGCUAUGGCUAGAGCUCAUCGAAUUGGCCAGACUGAGAAGGUAAUGAUUUACAGGCUCAUAAGCCGGGGUACUAUUGAAGAAAAAAUUGUGCAAAUCUGUAAAAGAAAAAUGCUUCUAGAGCUUCUUGUUGUGGGGAAAUUAAAAGCACCAAACCUUAGCCAGGAAGAGUUAGAUGACAUCAUCAGGUUUGGUUCCAAGGAGCUUUUUGCUGAAGAGAAUGAUGAGGCAGGAAAGUUUGGAAAAAUUCAUUAUGAUGAUGCUGCUAUCGAAAAGUUGCUAGACCGUGAUCAUAUAGAUGCUGAGGAGGACUCAGUGGAUGAUGAAAAUGAAAAUGGGUUUUUUAAAGCUUUCAAGGUAGCAAAUUUUGAGUUCAUAGAUGAUAAUGAGGCUGCUGCCUCAGAGGAGGCACAGGCUAUAGAAAGCAAGUCUUCAUCAGAAAAUUAUUGGGAAUGUUUGUUAAAAGACAAAUAUGAAGUGCAGCAAGCUGAGGAGGUCAAUGCUCUUGGAAAGAGGAAGAGAAACUGUAAGCAGAAGCUUGGUGAAGAUGAGCUUGCUUACCUAGAAGCGAGCUCUGAUAAUGAAGAAGAUGAACAAACUGAAGCUGAAGAUGAGCUUGCUUAUCUAGAAGUGAGCUCUGAUGAUGAAGAAGCUGAACAAAAUGAUGGUGUAGCAUCUGGACAGGGAAACCAGAUAGCUUAUUGGCCUUGCAGUAAAGAUGAAGUUGCUUGUUUUGAAGCGAGCUCUGCUUAUGAAGAAGCCAAACCAAUGGAUGGUGAAGCAGCUAGACAAGGAAACCAAAUGGCUAAAAGGCCUUACCAUAGGACUAGCGAUACUUUGAAACCAAUACCUUUGAUAGAAGGAGAAGGGAGAUUUCUCAAGGUGUUAGGUUUUAACGAGCUGCAAAGGAAGAAAUUUUUAACGACUUUGGAGAGGUACGGAGUUGGCAACUAUGACUGGAAGGAGUUUGUUGAUCCUUUAAAGCCGAGAACCUAUGAUGAAAUUAAAAAUUAUGGAUUACGUUUCUUGAAGCACAUCGUCGAAGACAAAGAUGUUAACUCUCCAACCUUUUCAGAUGGAGUCCCCAAAGAAGAACUGAAAUGUAAGGAUGUACUCGCCAGAAUUGCUUCUGUGAUGUUAGUACAAAAGAAGGUGAAACAUAUGGAAGCCAAUCCAAGAAACCCUGUUUUCUCUGACCGCAUUAUCCAUAGGUUCCCUGGACUAAGAUUAAGAAAAGCAAAAUUUGCGAACGAGGAAUGCGACAGGAUCCUGUUGCGUGCUGUUUCUAAGAACGGGGUUGGAAAAUGGAGAGCCCUUGUUAAUGACAGAGAGUUUGGGAUCUACGAGCUCGUCCGAAAAGAAUUGAACAUCCCUGCCACAAGUUUUAUUAACGCUAAUGGAAUCGUAAAAGAUCCGCAUAUAAUAAUUACUGAUCAUAUGAGAAGACGGUUUCUGAUUCUGGAGGAGGCGAUAAUAAAUGAGUUUGCUGAAGACUACUACUUUGGAGGAAAGCCUUCAUCUCUGAACCGUGCUCUAAAAAAUGGUCUACUGAAUCAGCGCAUCCAUUUGUUUUCUGCUAAGUUUCGACUAUUAACCGAACGUGCCUUACAUGAGUUUGCCAGCAAGAACAUAAGCAGGAACCUAAGUGCCAUUGGAACAUAUGUUAAUGUGAAUAUGGAAGACGAACAAGUAACUGAAGUCAUUAUGCUGGACGACUGA